This is a messenger RNA of Bursaphelenchus xylophilus (pine wood nematode), 4484 nucleotides long. Lineage: Eukaryota; Metazoa; Nematoda; Chromadorea; Rhabditida; Aphelenchoididae. The record is from the annotation of a GenBank genome assembly.
AUGCACGGGCUGACCGUAGCCGAGCCGAUGGAGCAUCAGAACGGUCGAGGUAGGCUCCUUAUCAAUGUGUUUUAUUGUAUUUGGAUUGUGUUUCUGUGCGUUUUAUCAAACUUUUUGCGGAAAUUGAGUCAGGGAAGUUUUUGUUUCGAAACCGAAUUGGGACUAUUAAAGAAGGUACCAAAAAGAAUACGUGAUGACCCGCAGAGCUAAAAAAAAAUUUAACGUCUUUUGCAAUUUUUUUCCAAAAUAAGCGUUUAAUUUAUAAAACCCAUUUUCAGCCCGGCCUCCGAUGCUGCAACUCCCCAAGCCCACUCCUCAACGCCCAUCGCAGCUCUUCCCCAAUUUGAAUAUCCCCCAAAUCACAGCCCAAGCCGCUUCUUCAAUCGAAUCCCCGGCUCCCAGACCACGAACUCCGCCGAUUGGAGCGGUCGUUUUCAAGCCAGAGGAACGGAGCGUGGAUGGUUCCGAUGGAUUCAAAAUGCUAAAGGUAUGUCUGGGAAUUAAUCUCGAACAGAAACCAUUGAACGACCUCACCUCAUGAUCUCCGCUCACUUUUUGUAGGAAUUACGAGUGCAAAGAGUGGUUAAAGAGUCAGGAAAAUAUGUUGAAGAGGAUGAAUGGCCAAGAUAUUUGUGUGCCUUAUGACUGAUCGCAAAAUAUUUGAGAUCAGAAAUAUACUGAAAAUUCAGGCCGUUUCUUUUAUUUUUUUAUUUGGCAUGCUGCCAUUUUGCUGACAUGGCACAAAUUUAGUUUAUAUGAUACUUUUUGAUAGCAAGUUCGAGUGUCCCGGAUCUCAUUUUCAAACUUUCUGCCAUAAAAUCAUUUUCGGAACAGUGUCUGCAAGUUCCAGAUGCUAUUCUGCCGCUAUAUUCAUUCAAAACGCAACCUUAUUCCUCACAGAUCUAUUUAGAGUUGAUGUCCCAUUAAUCAGUGACGUCAUCGAGAACAUCCCUCUCUUUCUCCCCCGAUUCUCCGCCAUUCUCCCGCUAUUUUGUGUCGCGUUAAAAGAGCAAUAGAUAAAUAAAAAAGCGGUGAUAGCACAGGUGUUUUGAUUUAACGGGCCCUCUCAGGCGGGAGGGUGGGAGUGAUGUGAGGGAGUCGAAGGGGAAGGUCAGAGUGGAACAGGUGUCGCGAUAAGCAUAACUGUUAUCCCCCCGUCCGGAUCCCAGGAAAUCCGCCUCGAGGUCUUGGGAGUGGGGUUUUCCGCAAAAAAUGCGGCGAAAUUUCGCGGGCGAUUUGAUUGACUAGACAAAACUUUUACAAUAUCAUUAUUUAAUGUAAUGGGUGUUUGACUCUUUGACCUCCGAAUUUCCUCUUUUUAAAUCAGAAUUGUGAUUUUUUUCGGCUGAACCCCGAGUGAUAGGUCUCUUAAAAACUGGUAAAUACUUUCGACAUUGUUUUCGCUUCUUUUAAAAUUGACCCGACUAAAAAUAGGGUUUAUUUAUCACUGGCGGUUCAAGAGUCUAAUGGUUUAUUUGCAGACUCCCCCAUUGAUUUGUGAACAAGGCCCUAGCGCCCCUUCAUCACCGACAAGCCCUGGCUGCAGAUCACCGAAGCGCCCGUCACCAUUGAGCGUCGAUGCCCUCCAACGCUUCAACCUCGUGAGUACUUCGAUUAUUUCAAAAUGAGAGUCUUUUUGGACAAUUUCCAACUCGCCAAUUGUCCGAAAAAUCAUUUUAAAAUACGAAAGGCUCAAGAUCCCUUACAUACAAUCGAAUAUUUUACAAAUUUUGCAUUUCAGCUAAGCCCCAAUUACGUUCCAAGCAUGGAUUCGAACAAAUUGUCGCCAUUGUCUCCGUCCUAUCCCACGUCUGAUCUGGGCAGCUCUCCACGUUCAUCCAUUUCGAUUUCCCAUUCGGGUCUUGGCCCCAAUUGGACCGCUUUCCGCGAGUACAAGAAGUGCAGCAGUGAAUUCGACAACGAAUCGGUUCGUGACGGAUUUUUGACGCCGGGAACAGCGUUGUCGCCGGCGCCAUUUUCACCGUUCUCCGACUGUCUGGACCCGCCGGAAACCCCAUAUUCCAGCAGAUCACCGGCAUUGUCGCCGGUCCCUAUGCGCCAUUCACAUUUCAGGUGAGAUUUCUGACAUUUUGAAGGCUUGAAAUAGCCAUAUUUUAGAAAUAAUUAUGACAUUAAAAACUCUAUUUUCAGUUUCGACCAGAUUCGCAGUCGCAGUUCCAUGUCGAAUCGUGGCCCUGAAACCCAGGAACAAGCCCGUCUUUUACUCCCUCAAGCUUCGUUGGACCUGGAAUCCCGCGAACGCUCCCGUUCGGAGGGUGAGAUGCUGAAGAAAGAGGAGGAUGAGCUCAUGGACCUCACCACCAUCAACCAUUCCACGGUCUCCGUACCCGUUUCGAAUAGCGGUGGUCAAUACAAGAAGCGAUUACUCCACAAAUAUCGACAAGAACAAAAAAUGAAAGCCUCUUUCAAUAGCACAAUGAGUAGCACUUGCGACGAGGGAAGUACGGUUGCAGCACAAAGCAGUAUAGACCACGAAGAGACGGAUCAAAGUGCAAGUCAACAGGUUUCAAGACAGCCCACGAUAGAGGAACCACCGCCAUCGCCCACUUUCAAUGAACUCUUCCAUUCGAGAGACGUAAGUGACCACAUUAUGACAAGUUCAACAAGGUGCCUCAAACGUGCUUCGGUUUUCUUCAAAUUUUCAAUCACACCCCACAUAAUACGGUUGAUUUGGGUAUUACAUCUUGUGGGUAAGCAGAGUUCGAAGAAACCCGAAGAACACACUUGGUGUACGUCCUAAAAAGGAUUACUCCAAAUUAACCAAAACUAACUUCAAAAUUUUCAGUUAACAACCGAACGACAACGUCAAGUUGAGGAAUGGAUAAAACAACAAGCCGUAGCGUUAGAGGUUCUCAAGAACACCAUGGUCCCAAUGAGACAAGAGACCAAUCUUUUGCAAGUCCCCAACUUGGGCGGUCAACCCCCGGAACAGCACCUUCCUCGAUCUCUGGUCAAGAUGUUCACCACGACAGACAUGAGUUCGAAUGCCCCGGGGCCAUUAAAAACGGCUACUCUUUGGAGAAGGUCAAGGUCCGAGAGUGAUGUUACACAACCGCAGAACGAUACAUCGUUUAUCUGCGAGCAUUGCGGACAGGUACGCAGAAAAAGUCAUGUAUAAAAAAAUUUGUAUCAACACAAUAAGCAAAUUUAUGUUACCUAUGAGCUUUUGACCCCUAAAAUAAAUACAAACUAAUUCCGAUUAUUUCCAGGGAUUCUCAAUGCACGAUCGUUUGGCCAAACAUAUUGCCUCAAGACAUCGUGAUCGAUCGGCCUCGAUGAAUGAUGAGACCUCAAAGACACACAAAUGUACUGUUUGCAACAAAUCCUUUGGCAGAUCGGAUAUGCUGACAAGGCAUAUGAGACUUCACACCGGCCUAAAACCGUAUUCCUGCCAAAUUUGUGGCCAAGUCUUUUCGAGGAGCGAUCAUUUGAGUACGCAUCAGAGAACACAUACCGGAGAGAAGCCUUAUCGAUGCCCCCAUUGCAAUUACGCAGCGGUAAGUGCAAUUUUGACGGCUAAAGUUGAAGAAUACUCUCGUAUACUAGACUUUGAAGACGCUUAGGACGACUAACAAGCGAUUGACAACUAAAAAUCCCGUUUUUUUAGAGUCGCCGCGACAUGAUUACCCGUCAUAUGAGGACCCAUCCCGGCUCCACCUCUCCAUUCACCGAGAUCCAAGUCCCCCUCGGGCAAUUAUCCCUGAACCAACCUUCGACUCCCGAGCCUCCCCGAUCCACAACUCCCCCACCUCUACACCAUCAACAUUCUCUUCAAUCCGUUUUGAGUACAGCAUCCAAUCAACUAAAUCCCCCGUCAAAUCCGGAUACCGCGAUGGAGCAAGCCGCGAGAUUGUUCCAGGCAGCUGCUACAGGAAAUAUCAGCCCUCAAGUCAUGCUCAGCACGCUGGGACAUUCGUUAGACAGUAAGUUUUAAGGGAUUUUUUUGCGGAGUUUAUAUUAUCCAUGAGAUAAACAAUCAGAAAAUUACAUUUUCAUUGCGCCUAUGACAUAUUUCCGGCAGGAAUACAAUCUUUUGACCUUUACAGACACUAAACUUAUUGAAUUUUAGUAGAAAAUUGAUUAAAUUUAUAUUAUCCUUUAAAAUUUUUAGGAAUUUGAUGGAAAAACUUAAUGUUAUUGCCUUUUCCACAAUUUAUUCCUGCAAUAUUCGCAGUAUGCCCUUUUCGUGCUCUAUAAAGACUAAAAAUCGAAGAAUAACGAAUUUAUCCAUGACCUUGUUACCUAAAAUAAUAUUUUCUCAAUUUUCAGCUCAAAUCCCAACUCUGAACCUCCGCAGAUCGACCCCAAAUCUCUUCCAGUCCCUGGAACAAACCCCCAACAAUGCGCAGGCAAUAAACGCGGCGAUAUCCCGACUCCUUUCACCUCACGGAACUCCCCUUCUCUCGAGACAAGCUUCUAUUGGCGGAUUCGGCUUCAACAACGACAUGAAUCCACCGGGAUAA